AGUGGUUUUGGUGCCCGCCUCUCACCCAAUGUGUUCAAUCCCCAUCAGGGGUACUUUCUCAUGGCCUCUCAAAAUGGACACUCUGCCCAGGAAACGGACUCGGUGUUAUUCUAUAAGCUGAACUUUCUUCACAUUAUCGAGCUAGAAUAAAUUUGUAUAUACUCAUCGAACCUGUGAUUGGAGAUCGAAAUUAUAUUUUUGCCCAAUGGGAUGACAGUAUUUUUAAAAUCUGCAAUACAUUCACUUAAAAAAAAUGAGCAGUCAGCUGUUAUAGUGGCUGAAUCAGUAGACAAAAUAUUCCCUCGAAUAAUAAGCUGUUUUAAAUCUGCACUCUCACAGAUUGAACGUUUUGUCAACUUUUUUAUUCGUUGUCUUGGAAUGAGGCAGUAUUUGCGGAACUGCAUAAAAACCAGGUAUAAAAGACGGCUGACAAAAAAAAUAGAUCAUAGAUUUUUAUAUUUAAGUUCAAAAAUGAUUUUUAAUGCAUUUUUCUUAAACUAUUAGUAACGGUUUAAGUCAUAAAACAUUAGUUUUCAAGCGUAAAUAUAAAAAUCUACGAUCUGAUUUUUGUCAGCAAUCUUAAAUCAUUGGUUUGCAGAUAUUUACGCAAAAAAAUGCUGUAUCCAAGACAAAAAAUAAAAAAGUUGUAAAAAUGGUAAAUCUGUGAGAGUGCAGCUUUAAGGGUUAUGUCAGUAUGUAUUUAUUUUGUUACCAAAAUAAAGAGCUAUGCGACUGCAUCGCAUUAAAUUGAUUAUUUUGGUAAACAGUAUUAUAACCGUGAACCAUUACAAAGGUUAUUACUUAAAUACUUUUAUGCUGUAUAUUAGGCCAAAAAAAAAAUAGAUGUGUUUCUGGUGGCCCGACCGACCGUAUUUUUUUACCGCCGACCGUAAUUUUUUUAUGACCCUUCGACCCACGCCGACGAUGUUCUCGGGUUCAAAUGAUAAUUAAGACGACAACAAUAUUAAAAUUCGUAAAUGUUAGACGGCGACGACACAAACUAUUCGCCGAUACUUAAGCUUAGCGUCAAAAUGGCGGCAUUAACGGAUGAUAACAAUAAUAUCUCAUCUUUUUUGAUCGCUAUAGAGCUUGCGGCUUGCGAACACAAGCCGGGAUCAAAACAAAUCAAAAAAGUCCCAACAAAUGCUACUAUCCGAAAUAUUUUUGAAGAAAUCCAUGGUCAAGAAAAAGGGAAAAUCGACGCACAAGUUUCGGUAAGAAAAAAAACUAAAAGUGUCUCGAGUCUUUGAUGAUUCAGUGAAACGUGAAAAGUAGUCUGCAUUCUGAAGCAAUGCAACUUGCAAUUUGUGGGAUGUUUUAGACACUCUCCUUUCAUAUGAACAUAUUAUUAUACAUCAGCCAAGGGCGUACUUAAUUCAAUUGGUUUGCAGUAUCCCUGUGAUUCCAGCAGGUGUGCAAGUUUUGAUUUUACACCUCAUAUUUUAUCUGGAUGUAUAAAUGAGAUGAAGAACCAAAAUUUUCAGUCCUGUAUGACGCCAUAUAUUUAUACCUACAUAUAGUGUUGGUUUGCUGUAACCCCCAUGUAAAUAUAUAUUAAAAUAAAUAAUGUACCUAGUCAGUGGGGGAGGGGGCAGAUGUGUCCGUAUUCCCCUAGAUUAGAAUUUCCAAAAUUAAGGGAUCUUCUGUAAUUUCUUAUUAAUUUUUUCUUUCCAGACCAACUUGCAUUCAAAUGAACUUUAUGAUGUCAAUCCAGACUUGACAAUUGGUGCCCUGAUGGCAAUUCAAGACAUAAAAUUACUACUGCUGAAGUGUUGUUGUGCAAGUGCACAGACCGCAGCCAUUCCAACAAAGGUGUCCCAAGCAGAAAAGGUCAACGCCUUCAACAUUCUGAUGAGCGGUGCUAAGGUUCCUCCAGUAAAAAAAGCUGUCUGCCAGAACAGAAAAGACGAAAUGUACAACAAUGUUGUGGAUAUGUUUGUCCAGAGAAACCUGAAAUUACACAGGAGUAUUGUAGCUGAUGAACGUGUCUAUGCUGUACAGGUAGUUACAAACGCUUUAUGGUAUUUGACGAACCAUCACACCACCAUCAAUGAUGCAGCUUUGCGUUUCAAGGAUGUUUCCUCAAUACCGGCAGAUUUUGAUGGUUUCCAAGGUUACAAUGAAAUCAAGAGAAAGAAACUGAAAUCGCAGCCAUUGCAACAGAUCCAGUUGAAUAGUCAUGCAGAGGCUAUUUUCAGCUUACUCAGUCGUCCAGUUUUUGAUAGCCAGUUCAUGCCAGACCUUAUGGUAAAAAGUCAUAGACUGAGAUAAAAGGUAUUAAAUAAGAUCUAAUGGCAGAACAAUGGCCUGUUAUAGAGAAUUGUUAAAGGAGAAGGAAGCCCAGAACUGGGUAAAGGCCGCCCUCGCCCUCAACAUCACCAAGGACGGAUUACAAGAUUUCCUGGAGGAUGUGCUGACAUGCGUUCACCAGGACAUCUAUAGCACCGUUAGAACAUCCAAGGGUCUUCCAUCCGUGGCAGCAUGUGUCCAUUGUUUCACAGAAAACGUGUUGAAGUGCCCAACUCGUGGAAUAUGUACCAGAAACUGUAGAUUUCAUAACGGUCCUUCAAAACAGUAUGUUCCUUGUCUAAUCGGGAUUUGUGAAGGUGUUCGCGAUGAAAUAGUUCAACAUCACAGGUUUUCGGGACCAUCAUGGAAGAAUACGAAUGCCAACAAAUGGAGCACCAUUCCCUGGGAGAUAGGCAAGUGUUUCCUGCCUCCUGAUGGUUACAAGACCGUGGCCUCCAUCAAAGACAGUGACUUUAACGGAGUGAUCAGCGUCAUGAUGAAUUGCGAGGAUUUCAACACCAAACUGUCGUUUAACGUUGCGACACAGCAAAAUUUAUUAACAGAGGUUCGGGAAUUUGGUCGACGCGUACGCCACUCCAAUGACCAGAGGGUCAAGGACACAGAACUAGUGGACUUCCUGUUCAAGCUCCGCACCCUGCUGGAGGAUAAGACUGACCUAGCUAACAGACCCAAGGCAAAACACGCCGUGGAACAGCUUAAGAAGCUGCAAACAGACGAUUUCAAGCUCAGUGCUGAGAACGAAGGGGAGAUAUUGAAGGAAGGACUACGACUACGUUUGGCAAACCAUUACCGAACCACGUUGGCCGACAUGCCGAUAUCUCCCAUUCUUGGAGAAAAGAACGCCAAACUCAACAAAUUCUACGUGGCACCGAAAAUUGUGGAGAAAAAUCAUAGAAAAAUCGGCAAAAAUGACAAGGAAGAAAGCGGUAAAGAUGUUGUAAAAUUUUCAGAUGUUUUCUUAAAAGAAGAUCACUUGCUCAGAAAUGUUUUCCUUGUUGGAGAACCGGGCAACGGGAAAUCCACAUUCUCCGUAAUGUGUGCCCUAGAAUGGACUCACCAGUAUUUACCAGCGGAGGAAAACGUCGGUAUUAAAACAAGCUUUGCCGACCCAGAAUUCUUCAAAGAGUUUGCAUUUUUGUUUCAUGUCACUCUACGAGAUUCAGGUAAAACGUGUGAUCUAGCACAAAUGAUCAAGGAUCAACUUAUACGUAAAAUCUACCACGAGAAGGAUGCCGAUGAUGGUUACCGGCUAUUACAGACGGUGCUGGAAAGUGAGAAAUGUUUAAUCAUAGCUGACGGCCUCGACGAAUGGACCCAUCCGGAAAACGUAAACUGUACCUGCAAAACUGAGGAAAAAGUCAUCCCUUUCCGUAAUUCGGCCAACAAGGCCACACUCUUCACGACAACGCGUCCCUGGCGAAUGUCACAGUUUAGAGUGCAGGAUUCAAAGAUCGACAAAUAUCUUGAAAUAGAAGGAGCAGCAGACACAAAGCAACUCGUGGAAAAUAUCAUCAACAUUCUUAAUGAGGAUUCUGAGGAUGAACGGACACCAGAGGCUUUCAUGAAAAUGGUGUCAGCGAAGGGUCUUAAAGGAUUAUUGUCAGCACCUAUCAGUAUCACCCAGCUCGUGUGCCUGUGGUUCGAGGGAAAAUCGUUAACUGAUUCAAAAUGUGACAUUUAUGCUGGCGUUAUAAACAUGCUGUCACGUAGACAUAGUUGUAAGCAAAGCGGGAAUAACAUUCCGGAAAUCGAUCUGCCACCCGUACUAAAGAAACAUAAAUGCUUCAUGCAAAAUCCCAUGGUUUAUCUUGCGCUGGCAAAGUUGGCAUACACAACUUUGUUUUCAGAGUGCAGAGAUUCGUCUGUUGUCUUCAGCAACACAACAGUCAACGCUUUGUUAAUAGGGGAGCAGGUUGAAUUUGCAUUAAAGUCAGGCUUACUCACGGAGAAGAAAUCCAACUCAUUAAUCGAGGAAUCAUCUCACUUUUCAUUCUUUCAUAAAACACUUCAAGAGUUUUUAGCGGCUCUUCAUUUAUGUUUAAAUGAAAACGACUACAGUCAGCUAUCAAACAAGUACGAACAAGAUAAUAAGGAAAAUAUCUUGGGAGAUGUUUCUCAGACAUUUAUUUUCAUAUGUGGAAUGAAGCCCGAGCUCGGUGUACAAAUGUCUUCAUGGAUCAAUAGUUCUAGACCACCAUUACAACCAUCACUCUACAGUGAAGAGGCUGAUCUACUUCAGGACCUGAUUCUCUCCGGGAACCGUGAAGCCAGGGCGAACAACUAUGGUGACAUACCGCUCUAUCUCGCACACUUCUGGAUUCAUAGUAUCUACGAUGUCGUAGUGUUAAAAAAGCUGAUGAUGAUAAACAAGGAACGUAUUCAGUCACUAGACAUCCGUGGAUGCAAUGAUCAAAUUAAUGGGGAAGAGCUGCAGGAGAUGAUCACAUCCUCCUCCGACUCCCUCAAAGCAGUGAGACUGUGGAACCGUGAUGGGCAGUAUGACCUGUCCCAGUGUCACAGGCUGGAAUAUCUGUGUAUAGUGGGAGACAAUACAACACGUGUGCAGGUUGAUCCAACACAUAUUACAACAUGUACCUUAUCGAGUGUAUCAUCGAAUGUUGAAAUGUACAUAUUUAGAUUAUUUAAACACGAUCAAAGGUGGAGUAAACUACAACGUGUUGUGUUAUGGAAAGUUAAGAAUGUCCAGUUACUUGUGGAUACACUACCAAGUCUCCCUCAGUUACAACACCUUGACAUAGAGCGUACAGAUCUAGGUGAUCUCCACCUCCUCCCUCCAGCCUCCAUCACCGAUAUUACACUUACGCAUGUGACAAUGACAGCGGGGGCGGUGCGGAGUCUGAUAGAGACGAUGAAGAACAUACCACACACCAUUACAUGCGACAUGCACUUAUGCAGGGUGGAACCUGCCAGUGAGAUGAAAGACAUCCGAGAACAUAUGGACAGUUCGCCGUCAUUCGAGGUUCUCCCGUUUGGCAAUACGAGUGGAAGGCUUCAUUUCAGAUCCACCAAAAUGUGAACAAUAAGUUUAGUGUUAGCAUCGAUUAUGGGAAUUCAUAUUUGAUGAAAAACAGUGAAACAAUCAAUGAAAGUGUCAUUCUAUUUAUAGAAAUAUAUGUCAUUUUUCCCUGAACUAAUUAUUAUCACCACUUUCUAUGUGUAUUCAAAGUUAAUUUGUUUUAUGCUGUGUAUUUGCAUGCAUCCAAAAAUAGAUUUAUCUUGACAGAUGACAGAGCAAUGUUGUUGGGGCUGGUGUUUUUAAUAUAUCGAACGCGGAUGAAAACUUUCUUUUUUUAAUUAUAACACAACAGUCCGUAAUCAACACGUGCAAUAGUCGGUUAAUUAAUCUUGAUCGACUUUUUUUUUUAAAGAAUCUCUUAAUAAAGCAACUAAUUUCCUAGUUUAAUGUGAUAUCAUUUGAUAAAUGUUAGGUAUUUACUUCGCUUAUGGAUUAUGAAUUAAUGGAGAAUAUUUAGUUUUUUCUUUAUUUACAAUGGCAUCCUUGCUCAGCUGUAUUUUAUAUUCUGUAUUAGAGGAGUAUACCAAUAACACGUUGACUUUCUAUGUUUAUAAUCGAUUACAUAAAUUUCACAUUAUUAUGAAAUCUACAAAAUGAUAUUAUGUAUCAACAAAUGCUACAAAAGAAAUAACCAAACAUUGAGUAGAUUUAGUUACCUAAAUAAUAGAAUAUAUAAUUGCGUAUUAUUUAACAUAUCGCACAAUUUGAUUAUAAUUGAAGAAUAUAUGAUUAAACGUUGAAAAUAU
Messenger RNA from Mya arenaria, 6093 nucleotides. RefSeq lists its product as uncharacterized. NCBI's taxonomy places the organism in Eukaryota, Metazoa, Mollusca, Bivalvia, Myida, Myidae. The record is from RefSeq and is a predicted model, not a curated record. Bases 2303 to 5347 code for a protein of 1014 amino acids. The transcript has 7 exons.